This is a messenger RNA of Pogoniulus pusillus (Red-fronted tinkerbird), 3331 nucleotides long. It is a transcript of the gene ERO1B, whose product is annotated as endoplasmic reticulum oxidoreductase 1 beta. Gene Ontology annotation, biological process: protein folding in endoplasmic reticulum. The coding region runs from base 287 to 1687 and encodes 466 amino acids. Gene Ontology annotation, molecular function: FAD binding; protein-disulfide reductase activity; thiol oxidase activity. The transcript has 16 exons. Lineage: Eukaryota; Metazoa; Chordata; Aves; Piciformes; Lybiidae. The record is from RefSeq and is a predicted model, not a curated record. Gene Ontology annotation, cellular component: endoplasmic reticulum; endoplasmic reticulum membrane.
GGCGGGCAGCGGCGGCUCUGGCUGUGUGCGGGGACCGGGCGCACGUCGGUGCUGUGGUGGCGGCGGCGGCGGCGGCGCACGGACAGGUUUGGGUGAGCACAGCUCCCCCGCCUAACAGCUCCUGCCCCAGGCAGGAGUGGCCGUGCCGGGAGUAGACGCUGCCACCGCCCCCGACGCUCGGGUUUCCCCGUCUUCUUCCUGUGGCGGCGGCGGAGGCUGCUGCGCGGCGGGGUGAGGGCCGCCCUCCCCCGUCAACCGCGGCGGGCGGAGUGGUGGCAACAGCAGCAUGAGCGGUGGCGAUGCCGUCCCGAGCACAGCGACGAGGACACGCUUGGCAACGCAGUUGCUGGCGGUGCUCAGCUGCGUCUUGACAGCGAAGGCCCAGCUUGCAGGAGUCCUAGAUGAUUGCUUGUGUGACAUAGAAAGCAUCGAUGACUUCAAUACUUUCAAGAUCUUCCCCAAAAUACAGAAACUGCAAGAACGUGAUUACUUCAGAUAUUACAAGGUCAACCUGAAGAGACCAUGCCCAUUUUGGGCUGAUGAUGGCCAUUGUUCUAUCAAAGAUUGUCAUGUAGAGCCUUGUCCUGAGAGUAAAAUACCUGUUGGAAUCAAGGCUGGGAGCUCUAAUAAAUAUUCAAAAGCGGCAAAUAAUUCCAAAGAACUGGAAGACUGUGAGCAAGCUAACAAACUGGGAGCAGUUAACAGUACUUUGAGUAACCAAAGUAAGGAAGCUUUCAUUGACUGGGCAAGAUACGACGAUUCACAGGAUCAUUUUUGUGAACUCGAUGAUGAGAGAUCUCCAGAUGCGCAGUAUGUGGAUUUGCUGCUGAAUCCAGAACGUUACACUGGAUACAAGGGACCUUCUGCUUGGAGAGUGUGGAACAGCAUCUAUGAAGAAAACUGCUUCAAGCCUCGAUCUGUCUAUCGUCCUUUAAAUCCACUGGCGCCUAGUAGGGGAGGUGAUGAUGGAGAAUCUUUCUACACAUGGCUAGAAGGUCUUUGCCUUGAGAAAAGAGUGUUUUAUAAACUCAUUUCUGGACUUCAUGCUAGCAUCAACUUGCAUCUUUGUGCAAAUUAUCUUCUGGAAGAAACCUGGGGGAAGCCUCGCUGGGGACCGAACGUGAAGGAGUUCACUCGCCGGUUUGACCCCGUGGAAACAAAAGGAGAAGGACCAAGGAGGCUGAAAAAUCUCUAUUUCUUGUAUUUGAUAGAGCUGCGUGCUUUGUCAAAGGUUGCACCGUACUUUGAGCGUUCAGUUGUUGACCUUUACACUGGAAAUGGCCACGAAGAUGCUGAAUCUAAAGCUCUCUUACUAGAUAUAUUCAGGGAUACAAAGUCCUUCCGUAUGCACUUUGAUGAAAAGUCCAUGUUUGCUGGAGAUAAGAAAGGAGCCAAGUCAUUAAAGGAGGAAUUCAGACUGCAUUUCAAGAACAUAUCCCGCAUAAUGGAUUGUGUUGGAUGUGACAAAUGCAGGCUGUGGGGCAAACUGCAGACACAAGGCUUAGGAACUGCUCUGAAGAUCUUGUUUUCUGAGAAGGAAAUACAGAGCCUUCCUGAGAAUAGCCCAUCAAAAGGUUUUCAGCUCACACGUCAAGAAAUAGUUGCUCUUGUAAAUGCCUUUGGAAGGCUUUCCACGAGUAUAAGAGAAUUGCAGAAUUUUAAAGUUCUAUUACAACAAACUAGGUAAUGAAGGCCUUUGCACAACCCAUUAGUGAAGACCAUUUACAUGACUGCAUUGAGCAGAAGGAACAGAUCCUUUCAGGACUCACGUGAACUGAUAAAAAUCAAAACUGAAUACCAACUUGAAUAUUUAUGUUUAAACUAGGAAUGGUUAUUAAUUAGAAAAGAUAAUUUAUGAAUGAAAUUCAUAGUUUUAAGAUGUGUAAAUUAUGCUGAUCAGUUUAUUUUUGAAGUUCUCUGCUCACAGUUUUCUUGUACUAAAACUUCAUAAAUUUUAUUUCCUUGUCUUCCUGAGACAUCUGUUUUAUAUGAAAACAUAUGUACCUCCACCCUGACCUGGCUUCUCCUGAGACAGGCACUUCACCUUUUGCCUCUCCUGAGUAUGAGCUUCAGUAUACUCUUGAGAAUUGGGUAUGACAAUUCUGGAUAAAAGAAAGGAAAAAGGAAAGAGGAGAGGGAGAAACAAAAUAACAACAAAAAAAACAAAACAAAAAUAAACAAAAUAAAAAAACCCCAACAACCCAAAACCAGAAAAGAAGAUAAAGCUCUUGUGGAUUUCUGGCUUAUUACUGUAAUAAUUUUAAUUACUUAAAUCCAGGAAAUUUACAGAGCAGAAAAUUUUGUUUCAUACUGAGUUCCUUUGCAUCAUGCCAGUAUCAACCUUUUUCCCAUACGCGCUGCUUUUCAGAAUUUCCUUUGUUCUUUAAAUACUUUUUCUCUGCAGCACAGUUGAAGUGACUUUUCUGCAGCCCCUUGGCUAUCUGUGUUUGCUUGGGCAUGGGGCUGGAGUUGAGUGAGAUGGUUAGUGGCGUGCUGCUAGCUGACAAGCCAGGGUCAAUGAAGUUCACAUCUACCCUGCUUUGUUUUUGAGAUUGUAAUCAUGAGUUCAGUCUUCACAAAUUGUCUUUAACAUCUAAAAUGAUAAAAGAGCACACUUCAGCUGUGGAAAAAGAUUUGCUCUUUAUGGGUUAAUGUUUUAGUGCUAUGUUAAAAGGUCAGUACAAAAAGCAAGAGCUUGUUUUUGUAGUCACUUUUUGAAUAUGAUGCUUUUAAAAGUUCAUAACUACACUGACAUUUAAUACUGCAUACUCUAUCUAUGCAAUCCCUAACUGUACCUUCUUGAAAAGGAUAUUCAGCUUAAGAAAACGGGUAUGUUAAUAACAUAACUUCCAUGAAAUAGGAAAUUACACAUGUACCAUUGUCUACAAACGCCAAUGAUAACCUGACCAUCAUCCAAAAACCAGAAUUCAGAAACAGUGCUACUGAGGAGUAGCAACCAAAUGUUUGCUUUAAAUUCAAAAUGGAGUAAUUUCUUUUUUUUAAACCAGCAAGUUUCAAAGUGAAGUUAGAAGUCAUGAAUGUAUGAAGUGCUGGUACAGUGUAGAUACAUCACUUGUUUUUAAAACAAGUCUUCACAAAAUAAAGUGCUCUUAAACAUUUUUCACCCUACCAUACAUUUAGUGAGCUGUUUAUAUAACUGAUUGUAAGUGUAUUGGCUUCCUUAAUGUGGUCCUUUACAGCUGAGUUUUUCUGAGAGCUGGGAUAUGCUCUAUGUCCUUUAUUUUGAGAUUAGCCUAAAAUUUCUACCUGACUGUCAAUGACAUGGACUGUCUUGCUGACACUUGCUGUUAUAAAAAUUACUGUUUCUCAA